AUGAAGCUGUUCGACGACGAUGACGCCACCGUCGAAGACAUCUCCAAAAUUGAGAUCGACCAGGAGUACGCCCGGCGGUACGAGCACAACAAGAAGCGGGAGGAUCUCCAGCGAUACGAGGAGUUGAAAAAGAGUGGCCGAAUUGACGACGACGAUUCAGAGUCGGACUCCGAGUCGUCGGACGACGAUGCUGAUGAUAUAGCUGGCGCCAACAAGAAGAAGGACAUUAAGUUCUUCGAGAAUCUGCUCAAGGUAAGGAAGCAGGACCCUUCACUCUACCAGAAUGUUCCGAUAUUUAGUGAUAGCGAAGAGGAAGAAGGAGACGAUGAUGAGAAGGGGCAGGAUGAUGAGAAUAAUGUUAAUGAGAAGCAGAGUGAGGGGAGCCAGAAGAAGAGGAAGUCAAUGUACUUGAAGGAUGUUGUGGCCAAGAACUUGAUCGAGGAAGGCCCUGAAUUUGACGAUGUGGAGACUAGACAAGGGAAGAGAGGGAAGACCUACAAUGAAGAACAGGAGGAAUUGAGGAAGCAGUUUCUUGAUGCUGUGCAGGACCUCGAGGGUGGGGAUGACGGGGUAGGGGAAGGGGAAUUCUUGAAACUGAAGGAUAAGGGUAAUGGAGGGGAUGGUGAGGAAGAUGAGGUGUUUGAGGCCAAAUUGGGUGAGUACUUUGGCCCUCAGGAAGAGUUGGACGAGAACAAGAUGUUCUUGAUGGAGUUCUUCAAGAACAAGAUGUGGGCUGACAAGGGUACUGAUGGUAGGGGUGAGGGUUUUGAGCUUGGGGACAUUGAUGAGAUGGAUGAAGAGGAGGUAGAGAGGCAAGAACAGUUUGAAGAGAGGUUUAAUUUUAGACAUGAAGAGAACAAAGGGGAUAGGGUGAUGGGUCACUCUAGGUUUGUAGAAGGUGCUAUUAGGAAAGAGGAGAAUCCGAGGAAAGGGCAAAGGAAGAGGAAGGAGGAGAGGAUGAAGGAGGCGGAGAUUCGGCGAAAGGAGGAGUUAAAGCACUUGAAGAAUUUGAAGAAGAAGGAGAUGGAGCAGAGGCUGCAAAAGGUUAUGGAGGCUGCAGGUAUUAAAAGUGACAAUGGUGCAUUGGAUUUGGAUGAGUUGGAGGACGAUUUUGAUCCUCAGAAGUAUGAUACGAUGAUGAAGAAGGCGUUUGAUGAUGGAUAUUACGAAGCUGAAGAUGCUGAUCCUGGGUUUUGCAGUGGAGGCGACGAUGAUGGUGAUAUCGAGAAACCGGAUUUUGAUAAGGAGGAUGAGUUACUUGGACUUCCUAAAGGUUGGGAUACAGCUGAUAAUGAGGGCGACUUUGCAUCUGUUCGUGAAAGGAUUUUGAAAGAAAAGGGUAAGAGUGUCGACGAUGAUGACGAUGAACAGGAAGAAGGGGAAGAGGAAGGUAAAAAGGAUGAAUGGGAGGAUGAAGGUAAAAGGAAAAAGCAAAAACGUAAGCUGUCAUUGCUGCAGAAAACCAAGCAGGAAUUGUUGGACGAGUACUACAAAUUGGAUUAUGAGGGGACAAUUGGAGACCUAAAGACGAGGUUUAAAUAUGCGAAAGUGAACCCUAACAAAUAUGGAUUGAAGACGGAGGAUAUAUUGUUGUUGGAGGACCAAGAUUUGAACCAGUACGUGUCGGUGAAAAAGCUUGCUCCUUACAGAGAGAGCGAGUGGAAGGUUCCCAGCAAUCAGAAGAACCAGUAUAAGAUGAAGGUUAAGGAGCUGAAGAAUAACCUUAACAUCCGGAAGGCUAGUAAGAAGAACAAUAACCCAAAGAUCGAUCGUGAUAACAAUGAAGAAUCAACUUCAGCCGGCCUAUCCAGGAAAGCAAAGAGAAGGCAGAACCAAGCACAUCUCAAAUUGUCACAUGGUAGGCUCUUAGCAUAUGGGAAGCUUCAGCCUAGUGCUAAAGGCAAGAAGAAAGUGUAA
Linum tenue is the source of this 1917-nucleotide messenger RNA. Lineage: Eukaryota; Viridiplantae; Streptophyta; Magnoliopsida; Malpighiales; Linaceae. The record is from the annotation of a GenBank genome assembly.